Sphaeroforma arctica JP610 is the source of this 1002-nucleotide messenger RNA. RefSeq lists its product as hypothetical. Gene Ontology annotation, biological process: glycosaminoglycan metabolic process; carbohydrate metabolic process. Lineage: Eukaryota; Ichthyosporea; Ichthyophonida. The transcript is spliced from 5 exons. Gene Ontology annotation, molecular function: beta-N-acetylhexosaminidase activity. Gene Ontology annotation, cellular component: membrane. The record is from RefSeq and is a predicted model, not a curated record. The coding region runs from base 1 to 1002 and encodes 333 amino acids.
AUGAAGGAAAUUGUUGAGUAUGCUCGACAAUUUGAGAUUAAAGUGGUUUCAGAGUUUGAUAUCCCGGAUCACGCAUCUGCUAUAGCGAUGGCGUAUCCCAAGCUAAUCGCAGAGCUUUGCGAUGAUUAUAUUAUAGAGCGCAAAUGGGGUGUUUUUGAGCCCUUCCUAUACCCAGCGUUGCCCGAAGUGUAUAAUUUUAUUACCAAAAUCAUGAAGGAGGCCACAAGCAUCUUUACAGACGAGUAUAUACACAUUGGCGGCGACGAGAUCAACCCUAAGCAGUGGACAGAAGGUGCAACAAUACAAGCAUUCAUGAUUGAGGAGAAUCUUGCUGAUGAUUUAGUGUUGCUCGCUAGUUUUAAUGCGCGCCCACAAGCAGCCUUGAUGCAUUACCGUAAUGAGGAGUUGCCACAUGCGCUUCGAGUUGACGAUGCGGUUACGAGCGGCGAAACGUGGGAGACUUGGCAAUUCAUGGCACCGCGCAAGCGUGGCAGUGAAGUGCACGGAGAUUUCACUCUCCUACCGGUCAACUUGCGGUAUCAAACAUGGCAUAUUCUGUUUACCUUCCUGAUUGUUCUCACGGCUAACGAAGAAAAACUUAUCAAGGGCGGAGAGGUCACACUGUGGGGCAAAAUAAUAAAGGAGGAUACCAUUGAUGUGCGUAUGUGGCCUCGUUCGUACGUCAUUUCUGAGCAAUUAUGGUCGUCGAUUAAUCUCAUUGAUGAAGAUAGUAAACUGCCCGAGGCUGUCGAACAAGCGCAGUACUAUCACAGACAUCACGAGAAAUCCGCAAAUGAAAACUACGACCAAUUUGAUCCCUUGAAUAGAUUCGCAGACAGUCUACCCCCUGAAAUCAAGACGGCGAUGAUCCAGACGCUGAACAACUCGUGGACAGAUAAGUACGAGGCGGUGUCUUUCUUGAACACUAACAACUAUCUCUUGACCGAUAACAACUAUCUCUUGACCGCUAACAACUAUCUCUUGACCGCUAACAACUAUUGA